This is a messenger RNA of Bacillus rossius redtenbacheri, 9833 nucleotides long. RefSeq names its product pre-mRNA-splicing factor ISY1 homolog. Bases 130 to 987 code for a protein of 285 amino acids. Gene Ontology annotation, biological process: generation of catalytic spliceosome for second transesterification step; mRNA 3'-splice site recognition. Lineage: Eukaryota; Metazoa; Arthropoda; Insecta; Phasmatodea; Bacillidae. The record is from RefSeq and is a predicted model, not a curated record. Gene Ontology annotation, cellular component: post-spliceosomal complex; Prp19 complex; post-mRNA release spliceosomal complex. The transcript has 8 exons.
GUCCAGUUAAUCUAUGAUGUAUGUCGCAUUAUUUGUUUUAUUUUUAUUUAACGAAUUAUCUAACCCAAAUAAACAUAGCGAACCUGAAGUCACUGACAGUUAUUUUUAAUUAACUGAACUGAUACAAAAAUGGCCAGAAAUGCAGAGAAAGCCAUGACAACGCUGGCUCGUUGGAGAGCAGCACAAGUUGGCGACAAUGCCAAGGAAAAGGAGAGAAGACCAUACCUUGCAUCAGAAUGCUUGGAAUUGCCAAAAGCAGAAAAAUGGAGAAUGCAAAUAAUUCGAGAGAUAGCCAAAAAAGUCGCCCAAAUACAAAAUGCUGGUCUGGGAGAGUUCAGGAUUCGCGAUCUGAAUGAUGAAAUAAACAAGUUGCUGAGAGAAAAGGGCCACUGGGAAGCGCAGAUUCGUGAGUUGGGUGGCCCAGACUAUGCCAAAGUCGGUCCUCGGAUGUUGGAUCACGAGGGGAAAGAAGUCCCGGGAAACCGCGGCUAUAAGUAUUUCGGAGCAGCCAAAGAUCUUCCAGGUGUGCGGGAAUUAUUUGAACAGGAACCACCCCCUCCCCCCAGAAAAACACGGGCAGAGUUAAUGAAGGACAUAGACGCAGAUUACUACGGCUACAGAGAUGAUGAUGACGGCAUAUUGCUGCCUUUGGAACAAAAUGAAGAAAGGAGAGCGAUAGCAGAGGCUGUCACAGAGUGGAAAAGGAAAAAAGAAAUGUCACUACAUGGGGAGGUCGACGAACAAAAGGCAGAUGAAGAAGAAAACAUUUAUGCAGUAUCUGCUGAUGUUGAUUCUGACGACGAGCAGCAAACAAGAGAAGACCCUCUACAGCAGAGAUUCAUCGCUCAUGUUCCUGUUCCGUCUCAGCGUGAAGUGGAGGAAGCGUUACUGUGGCGCAAGAAACAAGAACUGUUAGAGAAGUAUGCCAGUGAAUCGUUAAGGCAUGAAACAGAGGAGGCCAAGAACUUGCUUGGCAUGAACAGUUGAGGGAGUUGGCAGAUUAAUGCAAGAAACAUUUUGUUUCAUUGUUAUUUGUUUUGUGGAAGAUGAUGAUGCAAGCCAGCACUGGCGAAUACUGUGCUAAAGAGACAUUAACUCGUCAUUCUUUAAGUACCGACUCUGUUUUGUACCAUCAGUCAGUAUAAUUACACUACAAAUAUUUUUUUUAAAAACUAACUUUUUUAAUGGCAGGUGCUGCUUUUAAGCCUGAAUUUAAAGCUCACCAAAAAAUUUUUUUCAUUCCACGUGUAUUAAACAUAAAUGUUUUGCAAGUUUAUAGUACAGACUAUAGUUACUACCAAGCUGAUUUAAAUGAAAUUCAUUCAAGUGUGUGUCAAAUGUACUAACAAUUUUGCUAACAAAAAUAAAUAAUUUUACAGAUAUGGGAAUAAAAAUGAAUUCAUAAAAAAAUUAAUCAUGAAGAUGGAGGGAAGCCAUGCAUUCAUACUUUUAAAAAUUUUGCUAGUGGAAUAAGUUGUGGCAGAAGUGCCAAAUCAAUUACAUAGCUUUGGCUUUGAGACAUUGAGAGAGAAUUCCUUCCGUUGUUUAUUGGAUUGUCAGGAGAGAAGUGGGGUAGCUGAAGCAAGUAUUUUAUAUCAAAAUUGUGUUUGUUGCCCAAAUUUCAUAGAUGGAAUACUUUGUGCAUUCCAGCCAACUUUCGCAAUAUUGCUUGCAAAUAAAAGCCACUUUAUUCAUUGCGGAGAGGAGAACAUUGCUACGAAUGAAAAGGUAUGGUAAGUUUGCAUUUCUUAUUUUUUUACCUGAUGUUUAAAACUUAAAAACACAUAAUGUAGGCACAUAAUAGUCUCUUGAGGACCACUUCAGGGCCUUGAAGGGUUCGUGUCUCCAUCCUUCGGGAGUCAGUUGAACAGAGCUGUUUUUGUAGCCGGCGACUAACCAACAGCAGUGCACAAGUAGAGUGUACUUGGACCAAAGAUGAGAGGUGGUGUGUGGUCAAAGCACCUAACCAUUGGCUCAAAACUUGAUGGCACCGAUUUAUUCACUCAUUACUAGGUCUUCAGUGCUUGCUGUUUUUCAGUCUCUUAGGUGGGUUUUUCCAGGAGCUUAACCACUCACAUUAUAAAAGAUUAUUUUUAUUUAUAGAAACUUUAAAUAAAACAUCCAACAAAAACUAAUUUCCUCUCCCAUUUUAAAAUCCUGUGUACAGGCCAUGAAAUAAGGCUGAAGAAGAAUCAUGUGGCUGUACAGAUUCAGCAGCCAGACCUAGUGUGAUCAGAAGAGAAUAGUACAUAAAAGUGCAAGCAGGCUCAUAUAACCUCCCACUACGUAUUGAGCUUGUGGGGUCUUCCAGUUUGGUGGUGUACCCUUACUAAAUACACCACCAGCAUAAGAGAGGCUGAAGUGGUGGUGGCUGGCAUUGUUUCUUAAGGGAAAAUAACGAGACAACUUGUGUGGGCAUCAUAUUGAAUUCAUCAAUUAACUUAACAUACAUACUCAUAUUAUCUAAAAAUAAACAACAACCAUACCAUAUGUACAAAAAAAAGUGAGGUGCAUUUAUUCAUUUAAAUUAUGUACACAGUUGUCACUACAACAGUAGUCAGUUGUUCGUAUGAAUCUCUUGGUGUUUGUUUAAUAAUGGCAAUUGCAGCAGGAACCAAUUUGAUGUUUAUAAUAUCAUUUCUGACUUGUCCAAGAUUUCUAUAAUCGUGUGGAGUGCAUCAAAAUAUUUUCUUGAUGAUGAAUCCACUUCUUUGAAAGCUACUUCGUAUGGCAGUUUGAAAAAAUUUUUGGACAAAAUUUCAGGUAAGUCAAGUUUAUAUUGUUUCCUGCAGUCUACCUUCCCUCUCAAGUGUUUAUCCUAGAAGAAAAAAUAAAACAAGAUCAUUAAUGUACACUCAAGAUACACUCUGGAACACCACAAUAUUGCAUUAUUCAGAUUCUGGAACUUUCAACUUAUUAGAAAUAUAUUCUGUCUGAGCAGUCUUUUUUAUGAAUAAUUUUUUUUUCUUUGAUCAUAUGCUGCACUGGAUUUCAGCAUUUAGUCUAGACUUUCUUACCUUACCUAAUGUUCAUAAGUUACUAUUCUAUUUCUACCAGGUUUUGUAGUUUUGAAUGUUUAUUUUUUUUUAUAUACCUACAGAAGAAUUCAUCUUUAUCUUUUAUUCAUGUUUGUGGGAUAUGUCCCUUAUCACUUAAAGCUUCAACUAAAAAAAGUUACAUUCAUAAGUUUGACAAAAUUCACCAUUUAUUAUUAUAUUUGGUUCAAAUUAGUUGACAUAGUCAAGAAUAACUUUAAAAAUAUAAAAUUUAAUCAAAGCGAUAUAUAUAGAGAUUAAGUACAGGUCGGAAACUACUUGUAGCUAAACAACAUAAAACAUUAUUCCCUUCAGUAGUAAAAUGGGGAAGAGCACCCUUUAUUUUUUUGCAGUAAAUUUAUAAAAAAAAAAAAAUUGUUUUCGUUUUUAGUGUAAUAUUUUUAACAAGUACACCGAAAUUAUCAAAAACAUUAGUUGAAACAAACAAACCAUAUUUUGCAAAUUUUGGAUAAGUAGGCAACAUGCACUACAUACAAUAUGCUGCAGUGGUAGUGUAUUCAGCGGGCAGAAAUGCAAUUUGGUGGCAUAGUAAAAAUAUACCAUUUUAUAUUUGUGUUAAAUGUUUUUCAUGAAAAUAUUACUAACCACUACUAAUGACAAUCCAGGCAUUGCAUUGCCACAACAUAUGCAGUAGGGAUUUCUUGUGGCCCUACCAAAAAAUUCAAUGUUUGUCACAUUAGGUGAUUGUGCAGGCCUUAGCACAAGGCCUCUGCUGUCAAUCCAGCGAGCAAGUGUAUGGAUUCACCAUCAUGAAGCAGCAGAUACCAUGAUGAAUAUUGGGUGGAAUGCCUUUUAAUAAUUUGAGUAGUAGUCUUCUAGAGAAAUUAUUGUAAAAUCUAGUGCAAGCAAACUAUCACCAACCACACUUCAGCACAUGCUGCCAACAUUGGAAAUUCCUUCAAACAUGAAAGUGGGUUCAUCAGUGUUCCUCACAACUGAUGUAUUUAUGUUUAUUAACGACAGUGCCUACUUGUUGCAAAAACUCAUUCUGUCUUUUGUAUGCUGUGCGUGCCACAUUCUUGAGUGCAAUUCAAAUUUAGCAUCUGACACUUAUAUACACCCAUUUCUCAUAACUGGCUUACCUUACAACUAUCUGUUAAAAAAUUAAAAAUGUGAAUUUAGAGUUAACCUCCAUUAUUACUGACUGGUGAUGAAAAAUUGCCAACCACGUUUUAACAAGUGUAUCUUAGGUCUAAGAAACAUUUACGAAUUUGCUGCAUACCUGCAAGAAGUUUUCAAUAUUUAUUUUAAAGGGUGUUUAAAAAUUCUGGUUUUUUACUCCUAAGUAAUAACUUUAGAGGAAAAGUCAUAAAUAUUAUGUUUUGUCUAAAUUUUCUUACGAGGAAUCACCUAAAGUAUUUGUAGGUUGUAUUCUAGAUCCUUCCCCUCCACAUGCAUUAUUCCCUUUAACGUUUUGAAACACAGUGCCUUUGAGCUUCAAGGAGUACAAGUACUUUGUAUGCCAAACCAAGGAAUAGGGUUCCUGCAGAAACUAUAAUAAUAUUAACUUUUGUAUGCUUGGGUUUAUCAAUAUUAAAAUGUGUUAUAUGCAGAAUUAUUGACAAGUGUUUAACACAUGUGAUUUUAAGCCAGCUUAGUAUCAUAUCCCAUACUGCCUACAAACUAGCAUGUGUUUUCAUUGUUUUCCCUCCUUUUUCUCUCUCUCUCUCCCCCCUUUCAUUCUCUCUCACAUACACACACCCAUUGUCCAACUCAUUCUUCCUCUAGCUAUGUGUAGGAGAAUGUAGAUGUAUAAUGUUUCUGCUUCGUCCGUGUUCUCAAACAUAUUUUCAGACAAGGAAAUGUGGAAGGAAGUACGACACAUCCUCCCGACAAGACCACAAAAGAUAAGACGAGGAAAGACAGCUAGCCUUGACUCGGAGCUCUUGGACCAGACUAUCAUUCUCUGGCCAAUAUGGGUGUGCAUCGCACUGUUUUCUUGGGUGUACUAGUUGUGACUGCUACAAAACUGCUAAGCAGAAUUAUUUUGUUUGCUGAAGCUGCCACAAAUGGACCUCUGCCAACACCUGCAGCUGAAAAAGGCUUCUUUCACAACUGCAUGGAAGCCAAAAACAUGGAAUUUGAUGUAAGUAUGCUGCCAAAAGACUAUCAUCAACGCAUCAACUUCACAGUUCAGGACUGUGAGAAAGUGGACUUUGCCUUAUUUGAAGUUGGCGAGCCAAUGCAAUGGGAGAGAAUCAGUUUCAAAAGGAUUGGCAUUCUGAAACUACGACUUACACGGCUGCCUGCAACUAUAAAAUCCAUCGAGAUUGAUGGUGUGAAUUUGGAUAAGUUCACCCAAAUUAAUUUUGAGAGCACUAUAAAGAUAAAUGUACUUUCUAUCAAAAACAGCAUUAUAAAAAGCAUAAAGCAGAAUGUAUUCAAAAACCCAACAGUUUAUGACGUUAAUUUGUACAAUGUCACAUUUCAAAUGACCGCCAAUGAUGCUUUAACAUUUCAUUUUGGCGAAAAUAGUAAUUUCAGAAUUGAAAACUCUGUGUUCCAAAAUGCUGAACCACACAAUAUCAUUACUGCUAGUAGCGCUACUUACAUCAGUGUCGUGAAUACCACGUUUGCAUCAAAACUUGAUCAAAGUUCAAUAAACCUAACAGCAAGCGAAAAAAUUAUAAUACAAAAUGUGACUUUCACCCAGCUGCAUGAAAAGUCUGUCUGGUUAUCUGCACCCACUAUACAACUAACACACAAUUACUUUAAUGCAAUUGUAACUCGCAGUAUAGUCUUGGAUGGUUCUGCUUGUCUUGUCGUAGUCAACAACACCUUUCAACCAAAUGUGCAAAGCCCUAUAUUCUGUACUAAUAAUCAAAAAACUUCACUGAAAUUUUUUUGUAAUUCUUUACCAUAUGGCUCUUUAGAUAGUAAUGCAACAGGUUGUAUGAUGGACACAACUGAACAUCUAGCAUCAAAAAAUGAUACUUUUUGUGAACUUUUAAGCUUGAAUAAAUGCAAUAAAUGUAAAAAAUGUGAAAUUGGCAACCCUAACAAUGAACAUAACAUAAACUCUUCAGUUACUGCCUCACAUAACCAGCAAACUGAGCCAACUACAAACAAAAUGUUUAAUACUGGAAGUUUUAAGCACGUAAGUAUAGUUAUUUUAAUUGUAAAAGUAUCCUUGCUGAAGAUUUUUUGGCACUGAAUUAUCAAAGAUCAAGCAUGAAAAUAUUAUUUUAGUUCAAAAAUUGAAGACUCAAUAAUAAAGGAACUAUAACCUUAAAACUAUGAACCCAAAACUAUGUGAACAGUAUUGGUGAAGAGGGGGAGGCAAAGAAAGUUCAAAUAGUUGAUUAAGUGGCAUAAAGAUUAUGGUAAUAUAUUGACGUUGACCAGGGCUACACCUUCUCUUAAGCCUGUUCUGCCUUGCCCCACUUUAUGCCCUCUCUCCGCCCUUUAACAUCCUCUAUUGCCCAACAAACAUUUCAAACCUCCCACCAUUGUGUGUGUGCUAGUCCGUCACCACAAGAGGCUUAGAUAGAGUUGGUGCCACAUCCCACAUAUUAUUAUAAUAUUUUUAUUGAUUUUAAUGUAAAUACAAGAACGGAGUUGGUCCAUGUGCCGAGUGUACUAAAUGCACCCCACUCAGGGGAAAAUUUAACAAACUAAAAUUGUUCCAAUGUGUUUCUUAAAAUUACGUGCGUGUUUUAAAGGGUUUCAAUAAAAUACUUUUUAUUGUAAAGAGGCACAUUCAGUAAAGCCCCUCUUACCAGAACCUAUCGUUAUUCUUUUGAGUGAUCAUGUGUUCGACAGCAAGACUGAGGCAUGUGGGAUGCCCAAAGAGCCUACUUAGUUACCUUCUAUAUUCACAAUAUUUGUUGAUCAAAUGUAUUUAUGGGGAGAUUUCAAGCUUAGCGCCACAUGGACCAAGUCACAGCCCUGAGUAAGUCAUAGCUGGAUCCACGUGCCCCUUCACGUGCAAGGGCGCCUUGCAGACAUACUGCCAUCCGAAACCCUCAUUUACAACUAGGCAGUACAUACUCUAGACUGAAAAGAUAUAAAUGUUUGGGUUAGUGUUCCAUGUGACACCACAAACCCUCCAUGACGUAAGCCACAACAGCAACAACUAAAAGGACUCUGGGCACAGUAGCACUGCUGAGAUGUGAGAAGCUGUCUUGACUACAGAAAGUUGAGGGUCUUGUAGACCAAAUGGAACAAGACCUCAAAUUCACACUACAGGAAAAAGGAGGAUUACCGUAUGUUACAUCCAAAACGCUAGCACGGCAGCGGAGUGCUGUUUCUGGUCGCCAACAUUAGACACCCUCCACUUCCGGCCCUUGUUUCAACUAACAGCAGCUCCGACCUGGAUACUGGCGAGCAUUCGGGGCUACCAUCUGUGAUCCCACCAGCUAGAAGAGUUCUCACUCCAGCAAUGCAAUGUAUUGUGGAUGUUUUACAGCCAGAGGAUCUGUCCUGGUCCAACCUCAGAGCAGCGAAAUGCUCGGGUUGUUUGUAAGUCUCUCUUGUGAAUGCCUGAUACCACCUCUUCCUCGAACCAGCACAUACACUGCAUGUGACCCCUGGUGAACAUGUGUGGAUCAUGCUCGCCCGGAGGACGGACAACUACACAUCUCCAAGAAGUGUGCACUAACAGUGAAGCAACCUUGCCAUCAACCCAACCCGACAACACCUUACAUUAAAUACUGGUGUGGUGGAUUUCCCCCCCCCCCCCCCCCCCAACAACAAUUUUGAAUUGCAACAUUUUGCUAUGUAACUGACAAUUUAAAAAAUUUUACUUAGUGUCACAAUUCAUCUGACUAAGUUUUAUUGCCCUAGAAAAUUUUCAUGAACAAUGUAGUCCAUGUUAUCAUACCUUUGCCAAUCACUGCAAGUGAAAACUUUAGUAGUAAUAUAGUUGUGUAAACAUUUGUAUCUCAAGCUUCUAAAUUAUUUUAUGCGGAGAAUGUUUUCCUUAUCUCCAAAGCUCAUUACAAAAUGUUUGGUCAAGUGGUGAAAUGCCUCAGAGGUGAUGAAAAGACCUCGAGUUUGAUCCCCAGUUGGGUCGGAGAUCCUUUCCAGAAUGAAGUGUUUUGUUCUUUUAUCUCCAUGCCACAAACACAAGUGCUUACCACUGCAGAACCACCAUAAAGGCAUUCCCUCCUCCAUCAUGGUUACCAGCACCAUCACACUGCCUGGGGGUCACCAUGCUUAACUCGGACCAACAUGACUCAUCUUCACCAUCACUCAUUGCUACAACUCAAUAAUCACAAUUGUGUCCCUUCCUUCAUAUGUAUGUAUUUUAAUAUAAGCCACGUGAAUUGUUAAUGCUUUGUGCUGAAGUAAUAAAAAAAAUGCAGCAUGUUUUUAAUUUAGAGGAAAAUUGAUGUGAUGUAUAUAGUAGUAGUAUGUGUGCAUAAGUUUUGCUACAACAUUCAAAGAUUUUAGUGUUAAGAAUAUCUAUGUUGUGUAAAAAAUGAUAACAAGAAUACCUUGAGCUAAUUUUAUUCACGUGCUGCUCCUGGUCUUAAUGUGUUGGUGUUACAGCCAAAAAUAUCUCGCACAUAUAAUAUGUGAAAUUAAACGUAAAUUCAUGUACAAACAAUUAACAAAUAUUUAAUCAAUAGAGACAAGAUUACAUACUAUGUGUACGGUUUAGUUCUUGUACCAUUUUUAGAUUUUCAAAGGAGAAGAUUUUUGUGUUUCUUAUUGUUUUUAUUUUGAUGUUCUGUUUAUUCAUAAAUAUAAUCAUAUUACUCAACAAAUACAACACUAAAAGUUUAUUAGUACUUAUUUCACCAAAAGGGAGUAGUUUUGGGUGUGAUCUAUGAUGCAUUUUUAUAAUAAAAUAAUUUAAAUAAGGCAUGUCUCGGAAAUAAUUUUUUAAAGUUUAAACAAUAUAAUUUAGCAAGCAUUUGUCUGUUUGAAAAAUGUAACAACUAAAAAUCAGUAACAUCAAAAUAAGUUAAUAAGAGAUACAAGAUGAAACAAAGUAAAAUUAAUUCUAUUUCUAUCUAGUAUUUGGUUCAUACAUUUAGGUGCAUAAUACCUACAAAAUUAAUUUAUUUUAAUAUACAAAUAUCUAAGUUCUGUUAAAUCACUGAUUCAUUUCUUGAUAGUAAUUACAUUUUGAUAUUAUACAAGAUAUUUUUAGGUAGUAGGUAGUGUUUUGUUUUUAUUGCAAUUCAUCAAAAAUCUUGUCUAUGCAUUACUUUUUUUUUUGUGAACUCUAAUAUUCAACCAAAUGUUUUGUGUAAUGUAAGUUUAGAUUUAUUUAUUUGUAAUAUAAUACUGUUUCACCAUAUUUUAUUUUAAUUUUACUUUUACUUGCUGAAUACUGCAAAUAACCAAUGAUCAUAAAAAUAAAAUUAAAAAUCAAAAACAUACACUAAAAAAAAAAAAUUUGUUCAAAUUAAAACCAGCUCUAAUAAUGUGUUGUACUUCGUCUGUGAUUCCUAAAAAUAAUAUUGGGUUGUGAAUUAAAUUUUCUAAUGGAAUGUUUUUUUUUUUUUUGUAACAAUGAGUAUCAAGGACUUAAUAAUUAGAAAUAAACUGAUGUAAAAUAAUUAGUUUUUAGUUUUUGAUUUAAAUCUCUGACCAUAACUAUGAAGUAUUAUUGAUGUAAUAAAAAAUGGUAAUUUAAGAAUAAUUAUAUUUCAGCUACUUAAAUAUAAAGUGUGGCCAGUAAUUAUAAAUGUUGGUUGUAGUAUAAGGUACUUAUGGUGGUAUCCGGGUAUCGUAACAGCUCUAAGAAAAAUACAACUUUCUUGUUUUCAAAUAUAUUCUGUCUUUAUGUUCUUAAUUGGAUAUUAUAAAUAACUUCUAUGCCUA